Argiope bruennichi is the source of this 621-nucleotide messenger RNA. RefSeq lists its product as uncharacterized. The record is from RefSeq and is a predicted model, not a curated record. NCBI's taxonomy places the organism in Eukaryota, Metazoa, Arthropoda, Arachnida, Araneae, Araneidae. The transcript has 3 exons. Gene Ontology annotation, cellular component: extracellular region. Gene Ontology annotation, molecular function: hormone activity. Bases 26 to 616 code for a protein of 196 amino acids.
CCUCCUCUAUCGAAACACGGUAAAUAUGAUUUGCAGUUCCUUCAAAAUGUUUGUUUUGUGUUUCGCCUUUGUUUCUUUCCUUCACUCUGACUCCGUUCAGAGUGUGAGAAUUUGCGGAAAACGAUUAGCUGAUUUGUUGCAUUUCAUGUGCCAACACUAUGGAGGAUUUCAUUCGCCGGCAGCUAAGAAAUCAAUUUUGUUCUCCCGACGAGAAGCGGUACAGGAAUUCUCAGUAGAAGACGGUCAACUUUCAACUGCUAUUGACUCUGGUGUGGUAGACGAAUGCUGCCGAAAACAAUGCACUGUGGCCACACUUAUUUCCUAUUGUGCUGACGGUCAGUAUUUAGGAAAUUUGGAACGACUUUCUGAACUGGAAAACCUGUUUUCAUCUAACGCAGAGUCUGCUAGAGAAAAUCAGAUGGAAGAGGAAAUCCCCUCGGAGGCAUCUACUGCAAACCGAGAAAUGCAGCACCAUGUAAACACAGCAAUGAUUUCCGAUCGUCCAAAUCUCGGCACAUCCACAAGAAAUAGGCCAGUUUUCAUAGUUUUACCUCAAGUUCAAGAAGUUCCCAGCAGUGACAUGUCGACAGAAGAUAACAGUGAAAAUAGUUUGUAACUUGC